This is a messenger RNA of Mercurialis annua (annual mercury), 877 nucleotides long. Its product is annotated as 17.3 kDa class II heat shock protein-like. Bases 191 to 667 code for a protein of 158 amino acids. The transcript has a single exon. Lineage: Eukaryota; Viridiplantae; Streptophyta; Magnoliopsida; Malpighiales; Euphorbiaceae. Gene Ontology annotation, biological process: response to salt stress; response to heat; protein complex oligomerization. The record is from RefSeq and is a predicted model, not a curated record.
AGCUAAAGCCAGCAACUUCAAGAACCUCUUGAAAACUCUCGAAUUUUCACAAUUUUCCUCUCCGGAAACUUCCUAUCCCAACCCUUAUAAAUAACCUUCACCACCCCACUCCGAUCAUCAUCAAGAACAGAAAAUUCUUCAGCUAAUACAAUCAAACAACAAUCUCAAACCAAGCGCAAAAACAACAACUAUGGAUUUCAGGCUAAUGGGUAUUGACGCGCCUCUCUUCCACACCCUCCACCAAAUGAUGGACAUCACCGGAGAUGACUCCGACAAGUCAUCCAACGCUCCGACACGGUCCUACGUAAGAGAUGCAAAGGCGAUGGCAUCAACACCAGCUGACGUGAAGGAGUAUCCAAACUCCUACGUGUUUAUCAUAGACAUGCCAGGGUUGAAGUCGGGUGACAUCAAAGUGCAGAUAGAAGAUGAAAAUGUGCUGCUGAUCGCCGGUGAACGGAAGCGUGAGGAGGAGAAAGAAGGAGCGGCUAAGUAUGUGAGAAUGGAGAGGAGAGUUGGCAAGUUUAUGAGGAAAUUUGUGCUGCCGGAGAAUGCUAACGUUGAUGCCAUUUCUGCUGUAUGUCAUGAUGGGGUUUUGACUGUUACUAUUGAAAAACUGCCGCCGCCGGAGCCGAAGAAGCCUAAGACUAUUGAGGUUAAGGUUGCUUGAAAUGUGAACUGUAGGUUGUGUCUUCUGGGUUUUGUUAAGAGUGCAGUUUGGUUUAUGUUUCGGUUUUUAUUUUGUAAACUUUCUUGGUUUGUGUUGCUCUGUGUCUGAGUGAUCUUUGGCUUCUAGCAAGAAGCUGUUAUGUUAUGUAGUAGAGACCAGAAUAAUAUAUUUGUGAAUUGAAGUGCUGUUAAGCCGAUGAUGUUCAGAUCA